Molecule: messenger RNA, 949 nt
Organism: Athene cunicularia (burrowing owl)
Lineage: Eukaryota; Metazoa; Chordata; Aves; Strigiformes; Strigidae
Exons: 5
Coding region: 1-768 (255 amino acids)
Source: RefSeq, a predicted model, not a curated record
AUGUGUUUUGGCUUCUUCGGUACAAGUUGCAAUAAUUUAACAGUCAUCCAGACACCAGAGAAAAUAUAUCUAUCAACCGGAGACUACACUGAAAUCACCUGUAUUUGGGAAAAAUCUAUCGAGAGGUAUAGAGUAAGCUGGUAUCUUGUGAAUAAAGAGAACAUCACCAAAACUAUAUCAUCAGAACUUUUUUAUGUAUCAAACAUCACCCGUGAAAGCAAGGAUGUGCUAGUGAUAAAAUCUGCCAAUGUAAAUGACACUGGAUUUUACUACUGUGAGAUAAUUAUUGAAAUACCUUUCUGUAAGAAAGUGUGUGGAAAUGGGACAACAGUGAUUGUUGAAGAGAAAGAAGCUCACUCAUUGAAAAAAAGAGACUUGGCAAUAUGGACCGUCAUUCCUUUCUUAGUGGUAGUGGGAAGCUUGUAUCUUUGCUACAAAAAGAAACAGCACUCAAAACUUGCUGGUUCUGCACAACUCGCCAGAAGGCAUCGGGAGGAGCAGAUGCUUGAGGUUUCAGAACUUCAUGGGACAAAUGAACCCACCAAUGAAGCAGCUGGGGAAAACUCAUCAUGUAAUUCUGCUGGAUGGGUUGUGUCUACACUUUAUGAAUCACUUGAUACUUUUCGCAAUGAAUCAAGAGGAAAAGAUGACAAAUCCACUGCAACUAUUGUAUUCAAUGCAGCAGAUGAGCAAAUCCCACAAAACAGGGGAACUGGAAAGUCUAGAACAAGACAAGGAUCCACCAUCUACUUUGACAUUCAGAACUAAAAGGAUGACAUCAUAAAUAAUAUAUGUCUACAUACCUAUGAAACUGAAAACAAUAUGUUAAUUUGCUGCUGAAGGAUGGAUUACAUUAAUUUCCUGUCAGUAUUAUGUCAGUCAGACAAUAUACAAGAAAAAAAGAUUGGUUUCAAGAAAUCUGUGAAUGUUUGGUCACUAACAAAACACU